UUCUUCCUCUGUGAAGUGAUCUCCAGCUGAGGCAUAUUGCGCUCAAGAUGUUGGCUAGAUCCUGCCUGCGCUCGACGCGCGCGGUCGGAGCUGUUCGGAAUGGCGCGGUUAACACAUCAAAGCGGGCCGCUUCCACGAGCUCCUCCACCGAAGCUGCCUCUCCUUUCCGAUUGAACAUGGCCGGAUCAGCUGCUACUACUGUUGCCAUUGGAUCAAUGGCUUGGUAUUACCAUCUUUACGGCACAGAACUGCAUGCCAUGACACCGGCUGAAGAAGGUCUUCAUCCAACAAAGUACCCUUGGGAGCAUGUAGCAUGGACAAAAACAUUUGACCACCAAGCUCUUCGUCGAGGUUUCCAGGUCUACCGCGAAGUCUGCUCAUCCUGCCACUCCCUGUCCCGAAUCCCAUACCGAUCCUUGGUCGGUGUUACUCACACUGUCGACGAAGCCAAGGCGAUGGCAGAAGAGAACGAGUACGACACAGAGCCAAACGAUGAGGGCGAAAUUGAGAAGCGACCCGGAAAGCUCUCCGAUUACCUUCCAAACCCCUACAAGAACGACGAGGCUGCUCGUGCUGCCAACAACGGAGCUCUGCCCCCAGAUUUGAGCUUGAUGGUCAAGGCCCGCCACGGAGGCUGUGAUUACAUUUUCAGCUUGUUGACUGGAUACCCCGAGGAGCCUCCCCCAGGAGUUAAACUCGCAGAUGGUCUUAACUUCAACCCAUACUUCCCUGGUACCGGAAUUGCUAUGGCCCGUGUCCUCUACAACGAUCUCGUUGAGUACGAAGACGGAACCCCCGCUUCAUCAUCACAAAUGGCAAAGGAUGUGGUUGAGUUCUUGAACUGGUCUGCGGAGCCAGAGAUGGACCAGAGAAAGAAGAUGGGCAUGAAGGUCUUGGUUAUCACCUCCCUACUGACUGCAUUGAGCAUCUGGGUCAAACGAUACAAGUGGUCUCCGAUCAAGACAAGGAAGAUUGCGUACAGCCCGCCAAAGAUGGGUGGAACUGGACCUAAUGGACACUAAAUGCUGAUGACGGGGCCUUUCAUUUGUUUCUGAGAUGGGAGCAAGCGGGGGAAGAAUUGUGCUACUAUUACUUUGUACAAAGUGGACGAGAUGAAGGGGGAUGCUUCAUUGGAGGCAUGCUAGAUCUUAGACGUGCGUUUGUGCCAAUACUUGAACCAAUUAUGUCUCAACCGAACCGUGAAGGCAAUGUAGAAUACUUCUUCCGUGUUGAAGCUCAAGGAGCUUUACUAUGAAUUGUAAAG
This is a messenger RNA of Mollisia scopiformis, 1264 nucleotides long. RefSeq names its product putative cytochrome c1, heme protein, mitochondrial. Gene Ontology annotation, molecular function: heme binding; electron transfer activity. Gene Ontology annotation, biological process: mitochondrial electron transport, ubiquinol to cytochrome c. The record is from RefSeq and is a predicted model, not a curated record. NCBI's taxonomy places the organism in Eukaryota, Fungi, Ascomycota, Leotiomycetes, Helotiales, Mollisiaceae. Bases 177 to 1022 code for a protein of 281 amino acids. The transcript has 4 exons.